Messenger RNA from Diaporthe amygdali, 2010 nucleotides. Its product is annotated as fatty acid transporter protein. Gene Ontology annotation, molecular function: long-chain fatty acid-CoA ligase activity; long-chain fatty acid transmembrane transporter activity. Lineage: Eukaryota; Fungi; Ascomycota; Sordariomycetes; Diaporthales; Diaporthaceae. The coding region runs from base 1 to 2010 and encodes 669 amino acids. The record is from RefSeq and is a predicted model, not a curated record. The transcript has 6 exons.
AUGUCUUUGGUCCCUACCGUGGUGGGCCAAGCUGCUGCUGCUUUGGCCGGCCUUGCCUACCUUAAUGCUCGCUUCUCCAUUGGCCAGGAUCUUAACUUUCUCUUAGGCCGUAGAGCAGCCUUCGCAGCGUUAACGAAAACCGCCUCCAAGAAUCGACUCUCGAUUUACUACUUUUUCGAAGACGCAGUCAAGGAAAAAGGCGACUCAGAGGCCAUAUGGUCCCACGGCGAGUGCCUCACCUAUAACCAGACUUACGCCCGCGUCAACCAAUAUGCGCAAUGGUUCCUCGCUCAGGGCGUCCAGCCAGGCGGCCUCGUCGCCCUCCUGAUGGUCAACUCCCCGGAUAUGGUCUGCGCCUGGUUCGGGCUCCUAGCCAUUGGCGCCGCCCCUGCGCUGGUCAACACCAACCUUGCCGCCAAGGCCCUGAUCCACUCCAUCGAGAUCGCGAAGGUCAAGCUCAUCCUCGCUGACGGUGACGACGACCUGAUGGGUCGGUUGGAUGCCGUGCGCGGCGACCUAGAGGCCGGCGGCCACCGCAUCUGCAAGCUGGGCGAGGCGCGCGAGCAAGUCCUCGGCAUGCAGCCCCUACGGCCCAGUGACGAGCUCCGCAAGAAUGUCAGUGUGGAUGCGCCGCUGGCCCUGGCAUAUACGAGCGGUACCACGGGGCUGCCGAAAGCCAUCACGUUCCCUAUGGCCGUUGCCUUCCUGUCGGCGACGGUAAAGCGGCGCGGGUUCGGUGAGCUUCCCGUUGCCAAUCAGAGGUGCUACAACUGCAUGCCCUUCUACCACAUGACAGGCGGCCUUCAUGCCAUAUUGCAACUCUUGACCCGCGACACCCUAUGCAUCGCCCCUAAAUUCAGCACGAGCACCUUCUGGGCCGACAUCCGCGCCUCGCGCGCAACAUUCUUCAUCUACGUGGGCGAGGCCCUGCGGUACCUCCUCGCGCAGCCGCCGUCGCCGCUGGACCGCGCCCACAACGUGCACACGAUCCUGGGCAACGGGCUGCGCGGCGACGUGUGGAUCCCGUUCCGGGACCGGUUCGGCAUCGACACGAUCCACGAGUUCUUCAACUCGACGGAGCUCAUGUUCGGGCUCGACAACUCGAGCCGGGGCGACUUCACGGCCAAGUCGCUCGGCGUGCACGGCCUGCUGCUGCGCGCCCUCUUCUCGGGCAUGUACGUGCCCGCCGCCACGGACCCGGAGACGGGCGAGCUGCUGCGCGACCCGGAGACGGGCUUUGCGGCGCGCGUCCCCUUCGACCAGGGCGGCGAGAUCCUCGUUCGCCUCGACUACCAGAGCAAGCUGCCGGGGCGCACGUUCCGCGGCUACUGGGACAACGAGGGCGCCACCAACGCCAAGAUCGCCCGCGACGUGUUUAAGAAGGGCGAUGCCUACUUCCGCACCGGUGACGCCCUGCGACGCGACUCUGACGGUCGCUGGUUCUUCUGCGACCGCCUCGGCGACACGUUCCGCUGGAAGGGCGAGAACGUCAGCACCGCCGAGGUGAGCGACGUGCUCGGCGGUUACGGCGGCGGCGUCAUCGAGGCCGUCGUAUACGGAGUGCAACUCCCCGGUCACGAGGGGCGCGCUGGUGCCGUGGCGCUGCUGAUUGAGGAGUCGAGGCGGGAAAACUUUGACUAUGCGGAUUUUUUGAGACACGCCCGCGCCAACCUCCCCAAGUACGCCGUGCCAAUCUUCAUCCGCCUCGUCUCGGAGCCCCUCAGCACCGGCAACCACAAGCAGAACAAGGUGCCGCUCAAGGCCGAGGGCGUCGACCCGGACAAGGUGUCGAGCGGCGACGCCAUCUACUGGGCCCGUGGCGACACCUACGUGCCCUUUACCCGCGCCGACUGGGACGGCUUAUCCCAGGGCAGGGCCAGGCUGUACACUGGCGCAAGGCAAACCACGAUGAGCCAUCUGAAGCUCACCUCGGCGCAGCUGGCAGGUCCUGAGAGACAGGAACGGCUUCUGAUACUGGGCUCCGCCACCACGGAUAUCAACACGCUAUAA